Amaranthus tricolor (Joseph's coat) is the source of this 6382-nucleotide messenger RNA. Its product is annotated as receptor-like protein kinase HSL1. Gene Ontology annotation, biological process: protein phosphorylation; hormone-mediated signaling pathway. The coding region runs from base 1498 to 4458 and encodes 986 amino acids. Gene Ontology annotation, cellular component: plasma membrane. Lineage: Eukaryota; Viridiplantae; Streptophyta; Magnoliopsida; Caryophyllales; Amaranthaceae. The transcript is spliced from 2 exons. Gene Ontology annotation, molecular function: protein binding; protein kinase activity; ATP binding. The record is from RefSeq and is a predicted model, not a curated record.
AAAAAAAAAACUCUAAAUGUGUUAAGUGGGUCGAAAUCAGGUCGACCUGAUCUGUUGCAGGUCGAGUCAGAGUUGUGAUUUUGAUCCGACUAACUAGACAAAUUAGGUUUGACUCAAGAGCUUUCUAACCUGUUUAUAUAUGACCCGAACUCUAACCCGACCCAAUUUAAUAUGCUUGACAGGUCUAAGUUACUACUUUUUCCAAAUAAAGACCUAAAUUCAAUUGGAAAAAUUACCCUGAAUAAUACGAACUUUCACUGAUUUCCCAAUAACCAAUAAUAAUACGAACUUUCAAUUAACCAUGAAUAAUACGAACUUUUACAUGUGUUUUCCGCUGGUAUACUAAUUUACCUGUAACCGGAUGUGCUGAGCUCUUUUUUAAAUUUUUUUUCUGAUAAAAUUAAGGAAAAAAAAGAGCCAAUUUCAUCUUCACAAAUCUUCAGCCAACUCAAUUGAAUCUCUCUGGUUCUGAUUUCUGUAUAUUUAUGUAAUUAUUCCCUUGAGUUUUUUUCUUCAUAUGUUUCUCAUUUUGGUUGUAUUUUCUUUUCACUCUUAUGUUUUAGUUGUAGGGUUAAGGUUUUGUCAUUAUUGUUGUUGGUCUCACUUUCUUUGUAUUUUGUUUUCACUCUUUUGAUAGAUUUUGUGUGUAUGUGAUUGUAUCUUUUAAGCAUGGUGAUAAAUUCGAUUAAAAAAUCUGACUUUGAGCAGGAGGAGUCAGAGUUGGAUUGGAGAAAACUCGGACAUGAUUCUGACAAUGGAAUUGAUUUGAUUAUUUUUCCACAAUUGAUUGAAUUUGAGCCGAAGACUAUAGGCCUUUGAUUCUAAAAGGCUAAUACAAAUCCAUUCUAUUGAUCUAUUCUCGCUACAAGAUCUGGAAAAUCAAUAUGAAGAUGGUGUAUCUAUCCUUUUUUACCUGCAAAAGAUUUUUCCAGGUUUUGUAUGGAUUGCUUUUGAUAAAUUUAUAUCUUCUUAGGAAUAGACAUGAAUCAAUGACUUGGUGCAAACUGGAAACAAGCAAUAGACAUGAAUCAGGUUGCUGCCUGCUUGUAAUGGCUUUUGUUAUACCAUUUUAAUGGUAUUAAAAUGAAAGAGCAAAGUGAGGAAAUGAGGAAGAUAAAGGCUGCUGAUCUACUGCCUAGUAUUAUAUCUUCAGGGUAAUUUUUUCAAUUCAAUUCUCUUUCGCCUUUCAUUUUCUUUCUCAAUCUAAUAUAAUUCCAUAAACGACCAUAAAUCCUAACUUAGAAGACUUGUGCUUGACUUGGAGUCAACACACUCAUUCAAAUUAUUCGAAUCUUCCAACGUUACAUAAAUCCUCUCAUCUCAUCCAUAACAAAUAACCAGCACCCAGAGUUCCAAACUUAUCCAAAUACAGUUGACGAAUGAGUAAUGACAAACUAACUUUCCCUCUAACCUCUAACCAAAACUUUUCCCGCCAUAAGCUCAGCCACUUAAGCAACCAAAACAGAGUAUAGAAACUACCUAUAACCAACUCUCAUAAUGCUUAUAAACAUCAUUAUCCUCCUAAUCCUCCAACCCAUUUUCGUAAUUUCACAAUCUCAAACCCCAGAAAAACAAAUCUUGCUUAAAAUCAAGCAACAAUGGAGUAAUCAACCUCCAUUAACAUCAUGGAGUUCUUCCACUUCUCCUUGUCAAUGGCAUGGAAUCAUUUGUUCUGAAAACAAAACUGUUAUAGGAAUCUCCAUGAAUACCCAAAACAUUUCGGGCGAAAUCCCGCUUUCAAUUUGUGAUUUAAAAGAUCUUACCUUGAUUGAUCUUGGAAACAAUACUCUCACAGGAAAUUUUCCCACUGUUUUAUACAAUUGUACCAAGCUUAAAAGUCUAGAUCUUUCUGGAAACUUCUUUGUUGGGAACUUACCAAAUGAUAUAAACAAGCUUUCUUCUAAUCUUCAACACCUUGUUCUUGGUUCCAACAAUUUCUCUGGUGAUAUCCCAAUUUCAUUAUCUCAACUAAAAGGGUUAAUCACUUUGCAAAUGGAUUCCAAUUAUUUCAAUGGAACAUUCCCAAUUGAAUUGGGUAACUUGGAAAAUCUUGAGAGAUUAGAGUUGGCUUACAACUCAUUUUCUAGUAUGAGUUUGCCCAAAGAAUUUGGGAAUCUCAAGAAUUUGAAGUUUAUUUGGAUGACUUCUUGUAAUUUGAUUGGUGAAAUCCCACAAUAUUUUGCUAAUUUAACAAGAUUAGAGCAUAUAGACUUAGCAAAAAAUGAUUUGGUGGGUGAAAUUCCAAGUGGGUUGUUCUUGCUUAAAAACAUGACUUAUAUGUACUUGUAUACGAACAUGUUAUCAGGGUCACUUCCAUCCUCUAUCAAGGCCUUAAAUUUGAUAGAAAUCGAUCUAUCCGAAAACAAUCUGAUCGGAACAAUCCCUGAAAAGUUUGGAAAUCUGUCUAAAUUACAGAUUUUGCAUUUGCAACGGAACAAUUUUCAUGGGUCAAUACCAUCUAGUAUAGGAAGGCUUCCUUCCUUGCUAAAAUUAAAGUUGUUUCAAAACCGAUUUUCGGGCAUACUUCCUCCUGAACUCGGCCUACACUCAAAGCUCGAUGGGGUAGAAGUGUCAGACAACGCGUUCACAGGCCAAUUGCCGGAUCAACUUUGCUUUGGUAGAAAGUUGAAGGGUGUUGUUGCAUUCAAUAACUAUUUGAACGGAUCAAUCCCACCUUCUCUAGGCCAAUGCAACACUUUAUUGGUUGUUAUGCUCUAUAACAACAGUUUGUCGGGCGAUAUACCGAAAGGAAUGUGGACUUCGAGUCGAAUGAUGCACAUACUACUCAGCAAUAACCAUUUUUCAGGACAACUUCCUGAGAAAUUGGCUUGGAAUUUGACAUCGGUGGAAAUCAGCAACAACAAAUUUUCAGGGAAAAUUCCUAUGAGUGUAAGCAAUACUUGGAGGAAUUUGUUGGUUUUUAAAGCUAGCGAUAACUCGAUCACAGGUACGGUUCCUUUAGAAUUAACUAGCUUAUCAAAACUUAACACACUCUGGCUUGAUGGGAAUCAACUCACAGGUGAGCUUCCCUCUCAAAUAAACUCAUGGAACAGGCUAAACAGCUUGAAUCUGUCUCAUAAUCAGCUUUUCGGGUCAAUUCCUUCUGCUCUCGGAUCUUUGCCUGAGCUCGAUAAUCUUGAUUUGUCGGAUAAUCAGCUUUCGGGCAAAAUUCCAUCCGAAUUAGGUCAAAAAAAGUUCUGUUCACUCAAUUUGUCAGAUAAUCAGCUCACCGGGAAAAUCCCAUAUGAACUAGAUAAUAGUGAUUACAAUGCUAGUUAUCUAAAUACAUAUUUGUGCACCAAUUCUGGUCUUUUACGCCUUCCCAAAUGCCAAAAAUUUCCCCUCAAAUUUCUUCCUUUAGUCAUUUUCUUAACAAUUCUAGUCACUUUUACAGCUGUAUACUUCAUAGUAUUCGUAAACAUCGAAAUCUGGCAAAGAAAACAUAAACAACAUAAAGAAACAUGGGUAUUAAUCCCCUUCAGUAAGCUAUGCUUUACAGAAGAGAAAAUCUACAAUAACUUAACCGAGAAAAAUGUGAUCGGUUAUGGAGGAUCCGGUAAAGUUUACCAAAUACCCUUAAAUGAAAUGGGUGAUAUGGUCGCGGUUAAGAAGAUUUGGAACACAAAAAAGAUGAGUAGAAAUUUGGAGAAAGAGUUCAAUGCUGAGGUACAAACUCUGAGUACUAUAAGGCAUGUCAAUAUAGUGAACUUACUAUGUUAUAUUUCGAGUGAAAACUCGAGAUUACUAGUUUACGAGUAUAUGGAAAAUCGAAGCUUGGAUAGAUGGAUCCAUACAAGUAAACAUGGGCUUUCAUCAGUGGAUUAUCCUGUGUUGGAUUGGCCUAGUAGAAAGAAAAUAGCAAUGGAUGCUGCUAAAGGAUUAUGUUACUUGCACAAUGAUUGUUCACCUCCUAUAAUACAUAGGGAUGUGAAAUCUAGUAACAUUUUGUUGGAUUCUAUGUUUAAUGCUAAGAUUGCUGAUUUUGGGUUAGCUAAGAUUUUGACUAAGGUAGGUGGACAGCCUAAUACUACUGGCUGUCUUGCUGGAUCUUUUGGUUACAUUGCUCCAGAGUAUGUGAAAACCUACAAGGUGAAUGAGAAGACUGACGUUUACAGCUUUGGAGUAAUUCUGUUGGAGUUAGUGACAGGGAAAGAGCCUCAUAAGGGAGAUGAGUACUCAAGUCUUGCAGAGUGGUCAUUCAAACAUUACAAUGAUGGGCAACUAAUUCAGGAUUCUUUUGACAAGGAAAUACUUGAGCCUUGCUUUUUGGAUGAUAUGAUCUAUAUGUUCCAACUUGGGUUAAUGUGCACUAGUAUAGAACCACAUCAUAGGCCAUCAAUGAAGGAGGUUUUGAGGUUGCUUGAAAAAAAGAACAAUCUAGAAGAUUCUAGAAGUGAUAAAGAAAGGAAAGAUCAUGAUUAUUCCCCUCGUUUUGGAGGUAAUGUGUUGAACAUUUAGAGUAUAUAAACUUAGAUUUGUAUAUACUACAUACUUAGUAUUUAUUUUAGAGUAUAUAAACCUAGAUUUGUAUAUACUACAUACUACAUAAACCUAGAUUUGUAUAUACUACAUACUUAGUAUAGUAGUGGGACUAAAUAAAUAUAUUAUAAGUCCAAAUAAAAAGUCUCAAAGAAUUUGAUGAAUCAUUACUUUGAUUGAUAAGUUUUGUUUGAUGAAUCAUUACUUUGAUUCAUAAGUUUUGUUUGAUGAAUCAUUACUUUGAUUCAUAAGUUUUGUUUGAUGAAUCAUUACUUUGAUUCAUAAGUUUUGUUUGAUGAAUCAUUACUUUGAUUCAUAAGCUUUGCUUGGUGAAAUAUUACAUUGAUUCGUAAGCUUUACUUGGUGAAAUAUUACUUUGAUUCAUAAGCUCUGCUUGGUGAAACACUUUUGCUUCAAAAGGAGGUAUGGUUUGAUGCAUAGCUCUAUAAAUAGAGAUUGCAUGCCAAGGGACAUUCCAUCCAUCUCCAUAUCAUUUCUUAUUUCUCUCUUCAGAAUACUCCUAUUCUUAUUUUUCCUUUCAUGAGAUAAUAUUGAGAGAGUGAUUGACUUUCAAUAUCAUCAAAGUUCUUAAUUCACCACAAUACUUGUAUUUACUACUGCAAUUUCCUUGUGCUAGGAUUUUGUUGUGUAGAUUGUAUCUCAUUGUGAAUUUCAUUUUAUCAUCCAAGCACCUUUGUGAGAGAAAUAUCACAAUAGGAAAGUGCAUGAACGUCUUCUAAUCGUACCAAGUUUCCAAGCGACUUUUUUGAGUGUCGCAACCUUAUCUUCAUGGUGUCCAUUUGGUGAUUUACAAAACAAGAAGUUAUAUUACCAUCCACACAAAGGAAAAUACAAAUCGAUUUGUUUUAUUUGUAUUUGCUCUAUAUUUCUAAUAAUCUAUUAUGAUAUUUUCAUUAGGGCAAGCAUUAAGGACUCACAUCAAACUUCAUGAAAUUGAAUAAGUAUUUUGAUAUGGAAUUUUGAUGAUGGCAAAUGAAUUAUUUAUUAUUAGGGUAUCUUUAGUAAGAAGAAGUAUCAUGGAAAACAAGUAAGUUUUCUUGAGAUUUAUUAAUCAUAAAUUAUAUUUGAUAUUUUGUGUUUAAAGUUGUGAGAAAGUAUUUUACAUACAAUUAAAAUCUUCUUUUGGAUGAUCAUAUACACGUGUUCAAAUUUUAAUUUGAAGUAAAGCAUGUGGGUAAUAGUAUUUUAUAAAUAUAUGAUCUAGAAAAGUGGUUAUGUGUUAUUUUGAUGAUAAAAAUUUAUGAUGGAAAUCAUAAAGUGUUAUUUUUCUUAAUAAUUAAUUAAGAAAAGAGAAUAGAAAUCUAUUCAUGUGAUCAUCAUGGUUGAUAGGCAAUGAAAUUUUGUAGUAUGGAAUAAAAUUACUACAAUGUUAGGAUUUAUAUAUUAUAUAUAAAUUAAAAUUUCCAAGUAUACAUUAAGUAUGUGUAUGUGUUUCAUCGAAUAUUGAUUGAUUAGAGUAUAUUUAUGUUCUAUACUUGAUGGAAUUAAUACUUCAUGAGGCAUGUUUAAAGAAAGUGAUUAAUUUUGUUUUAUCAUAUUGAUAAUUGAUGUAUGUCAUGUAGCAUUAAAACCAAAGGUAUGAAAUAAAGUAUCAAUUUAAUUGAUGUAACCAUAUUUGUGGUUCGUUAUGGUAGUUAUUUGUAAAUAACUACUUAUAAGUAAUUGAUAAAUUUAUUGACUUUUGUCAAAUAUCUCAGAUGAUGAGACAUAAAUUAAGGUGACAUAAAAAUACUACCCCUUAAUCUUAGUUAUGAUAUAACUAGAUUGACUUGGGAAAUAACAUAACACAUUUGAGUAUGCCAAAAAAAAUCAUUUCCCUUUUUAUUUAUUUAUUUAUUUAUUUGAAUAAAUUUGGAUAAAUAAAAUAUAUGUCACCAUAAAU